GGAAUUAAAGUCAAAAACAUAUAUUUCUAUCUAAAUUUUAUCUGCGAUGAAAAACAUUUAAAGGUUCAAUGUGGUGGGCAGACCGCAAUGUUGUUGAAUUUAAACCAGCCCGCGCAAAGGACCUGACAGCCUCGACCAAUGAAAUCGCAGGAUUAACCCAAAUAAAUACUAAGGUAUCAAAACAUAGUCAUACACUUUAAUCAAAAGUAUUACCGGACAAAAAUAAAUUCUAUCUUUAGCUGUGUUCGUUCAAAUUCAACACAGUUGACGCUGAGAUUUGAAAAAAUCCACUCAUUUUCUAUUUUUUGAAUGAUAUUCAUACUUUCGAGGACAGUGUAUUGAUGUUUGCGUAACUAGUCAGAAAUCGAUUGUUUUGCUUCGAGACAGAAGCAAAAGGCCAUUUUUAGACACGUCUGUUGAAGCUUUCGUAAAGUUCUCCGUUGUAAAUUGUCGGUGUUUUUGAACAUAAAAUGAAGUUCCAGUAUAAGGAGGAACAUCCCUUUGAGAAGAGAAAGUCAGAAGGUGAAAAGAUCAGGAGGAAAUACGCGGACAGGGUACCUGUGAUUGUGGAGAAGGCGCCCAAGGCGAGAAUUGGGGAUCUAGACAAGAAAAAAUAUCUUGUACCAUCCGAUCUGACUGUAGGCCAAUUCUAUUUUCUCAUCAGGAAGAGGAUCCACCUUAGGCCAGAAGACGCGCUAUUUUUCUUUGUAAAUAAUGUCAUUCCUCCAACGUCUGCUACCAUGGGAUCACUUUACCAGGAAUAUCACGAAGAAGAUUUCUUCCUCUACAUAGCAUACUCUGAUGAAAAUGUUUAUGGUGCUGAUCUGUAAGGAACACAAUUGAUAUGAUUUAAAUCAUUUUAAUGUAACAGUACACAAGACAUAUAAAAGUUAUAUUUGAUAAGUUUGUUGCUUUUCUAUGGUAUUGAUUUUAGUGAUAUUUUGAAAAUGUAUAAAUGACGUUUGGGUUUUUAACAUGGUGAUUUAACAUAUAUUCUACUUAUGUACUGCGUAUAGGUAUAAGAUAUUCUGUAGCUAGGUCCGAAACGAUGCCAUCAAAGUAUUAGGUUUGUUUUGGUGGUUUUCUGAGUCUAGGUAUUAGAUUUAUUGUGAUUAAUUGAAAAUAAAAGUACAAAAACACAUUCA
Molecule: messenger RNA, 1145 nt
Organism: Acanthoscelides obtectus
Lineage: Eukaryota; Metazoa; Arthropoda; Insecta; Coleoptera; Chrysomelidae
Source: the annotation of a GenBank genome assembly